Messenger RNA from Cyclopterus lumpus (lumpfish), 2080 nucleotides. RefSeq names its product G-protein coupled bile acid receptor 1-like. NCBI's taxonomy places the organism in Eukaryota, Metazoa, Chordata, Actinopteri, Perciformes, Cyclopteridae. Gene Ontology annotation, molecular function: G protein-coupled receptor activity. Gene Ontology annotation, biological process: G protein-coupled receptor signaling pathway. Gene Ontology annotation, cellular component: membrane. The record is from RefSeq and is a predicted model, not a curated record. The transcript is spliced from 2 exons. Bases 307 to 1335 code for a protein of 342 amino acids.
CUUCCUUCUAGUUUGUGGCGAGGCUGCUGUGACUUGACUGAGAGGAUUGCUAAACAAUAAAGAAGAAGCUCCUGUAGUUCACGUGGAAGACGGCAUCUUCUGCUCGUGGAUGUGACAUGCAAAAGGGUCGGAGGCAUCAGGAGAGUGAGAAGAAGCGGUUCUUUAUUUGCAUUUCCUUUGCCAAAGGAUACAUGACUGGACUGUGUAUCCCCCCCCAAAAAACAGGUGAAAGCCUUCAUAGGGUAGCUGUGCCUUGAUGGGAGUAGAACCAGUCUGCGAAGGGGAGGAGGUCCACAGAUCUCACACAUGAUGGACUGCAACGACUCCCACCCUCUGCUCUCGGCGGAGCAGCUCAUCUACGCCAUCACCAUACCGCUGUCGACCUCCAUCAUCUUGGCCAACCUCGUCAUCAUACUGGGCAUCGCCUGCAACCGCCAGCUCCACAACACGCCCAACUACUUCUUCCUCAGCCUCCUGGUGGCGGAUCUGUGCACGGGCGUGGCGCUGCCCUUCAUACCGUUGAUGGGCCUGAACCGGGAGCUGAGUCUCAGCUCCUGCCUGGUGGCUCACGUUUUCCCAAACUUCCUCUUCCUAGCGUUCCUUUUCAACCUGGUCAUGGUCCACUACGAGCGCUACAUCUGCAUCGUCGACCCCUUGCACUACAGUAACUUGUGGAUGCAUCGCAGCUUCCCUCUGGCGCUGCUCGCGGUCUGGGCGCCGGCGCUUCUGUACGCGUCCCUGCCCGCUUUCGGGUGGAACAACUGGACGGGCCCGGAUUGGAACGGCUGCUGUGCAAGCGGCCAAAACGCGACGCCGCUUUCAAACUGUUCGCCGAACAGAACCAAGUGCUGCUCGUACAGGCGAGUGUUCCCCAACGCCUUCAUCUACCUGGAGGUGUAUGGACUCGUCCUGCCCGCCAUACUAACAAUCGCUGGCAUGACCGGCCGUGUUCUGUGGAUCACCCGAGGCCAGCUGAAGGACAUGUGUCGCCUCCAUCGCUCGGUGGAGCGGGGAAGCCAGGCCUCGGACCACGAGCAGAGGCUGAACCUGCGCUACACGCGCUGCGUGGUGGCCGUGUCGCUGACGUUCCUCGCGUGCUGGGUGCCCUACCUCAUUUACAUGCACGUGUGCAUCGCCUUCUUGAUCAUCGACACCAAGCGGAGCUCCGCCACUCACAUCGUGCUGUCGUGCACCGGCAUCGGCAGCAUGGCGGUGGUGCCGCUGGUGCUCGGCCUCGCCAACAGGCAGUACACGGAACCCGCGUACAAGCUUCUCCAGAAACUCAGAGACAGGUGGAGGCGGAGGACCCAGGGAUCGGUGGAGGUGUCGGUCUGAGGAAAUGUGAUAUUUAAAAACACAACAGAAACCCAUCCGUUGAUUCAGCUGAAAUAUCCUUUCUGUCUGUAACCCCCCAUUCAUUUCAUAAUUUGGCUUGACAACAUUUAAACCAAGCACAUGCUAACAUUGUCCUGAUGUCUCUCCGGGACAAUAGAGGGCUGAAGGAACGUACACUCUCAGUAUAAUAACAUGAUGAAGGAGUGAAACUGCCCCUGUGUAAAGUGUUGUAUACAUCCCAUAAACGUAGAGCUCAAAAGCCCUCAUUUUGUCUCCGCCUGCUCUGCAUAUCAGGUAGUCGAUUUGUUCUCCAUCUGCGUGCAAUGUUUACUCCUACUUGGUGUUUAUCUACACACUGGUAUGCAGGCUGAAGAGGGGAGUCCAUAAUUCAUCUCCAAGACGUGAGGAAAUGAGAGCCUCAAGCACGAACGUGCACGACACGAAAACCAUGCGGCGCAAGUUAGAGUUGGAAAUGAGUUCCCAGUUUUGGCCAUAUUUAGAUAAACUGUCACUGGGAGCUUAAGCAUCGUAAAAGCACCGGCCGCGUCCACGCACACUAAAAGUGAUCCAAGGGGAAAUUCGAUUACUAUUUGGGAACUUGAUUAAACGCCAGAAUAUAUGCCGUGCUAUUGGUUUCCCCCGAUCAAAAGUGCGUUUUUUAGACGUGCGUGUACAGUGCGUGGGUGGAGAAGAGACUUUAAUCCAGUUAAAGAGCAAACGAGGCCCGACUGUGAUGGGACACGAG